AUGGAGUCCCAAAUCACCCAGAACACAUUCUGCACCUAUACAGGGCCACGCUUCGAAGCAGAAACCACCGUAUUCUUCAUCUCCGGUAAUCCAGGCUUAAUCGGAUACUACCACCCCUUCCUUUCUUUGCUGGCGCAGAACCUGGCGGAACCCUCGGGACAGAGCAAAACCGCCUACCAGAUCUACGGAUGCAGUCUUGGUGGCUUCGAGGUAGAUGAAAGAACAUCUUUGGAUGGUUCUCGGUUCCAGGGGAAUAAGGACGAGCCCGAGCUCCAUGACCUGGAAGACCAGAUCCGCUUUGUUCAUCAGCGGCUUACUGCCGUGAUGGGCGAGUCCAAUGCUUCAGAUGCCUCGGAUCCGCCGGUCCCGCGAAAGCGCAAGGUCGUGCUCAUUGGGCACUCUGUUGGUACCUACAUCGCCAUGGAAGUCGUGAAACGACAUCGCGAGGCUGCGGAUGUAUCUGAUUUUGAUAUUGUUGGCGGCGUAAUGCUGUUCCCGACUGUGAUGGAUAUUGCUGCUUCGCCAUCGGGCCAGAAGCUAACGAGACUUUUAUCGUUCAUCCCCAGGCUAGCCUUAGUUGUCAGCUUCUUUGCCCGAUUGCUCACUCUCGUUCUGCCAGCGACUGCUCUUCGCUCUAUCGUCCGUUUUGUGAUGAAUGAUCCUCCGGUACAUGCGCUGGAUACGACAUGUAAUUUCUUGCAGAGUCGUGGUGGCGUUAAACAAGCUUUACAUAUGGCAGCCGAUGAGAUGCGGAGCAUCACAUCAGAUAAAUGGGCAGACGAUGUAUGGGGUGUUGCUCAUGCGCGUGAGCCCAUCACGAAAAUGUUCUUCUAUUUUGGUGUUAAUGAUCAUUGGGUUGCUGAAAAGACGAGAGAUGAUAUUAUUGCGGCUCGCGGAGAGAAAGAUGGCUCGGGGCCGAGGAUGUUUGUUUGCGAGGAGGGCUUGCCCCAUGCAUUUUGUCUAAAGCAUAGUGAGACCAUGGCUCGCAAGGUCGCGGGCAUGAUACAGGAUAUUAGAAGUACAUAA
Molecule: messenger RNA, 1026 nt
Organism: Penicillium cinerascens
Lineage: Eukaryota; Fungi; Ascomycota; Eurotiomycetes; Eurotiales; Aspergillaceae
Product: bifunctional triacylglycerol lipase/ester hydrolase
Exons: 4
Coding region: 1-1026 (341 amino acids)
Biological process (GO): lipid storage
Cellular component (GO): lipid droplet
Molecular function (GO): lipase activity
Source: RefSeq, a predicted model, not a curated record